CCAGAACCAGACCGCAGAUAGUGUGGAACCAACAAAAACAACGCAAGGUGUAACCGUUUCGAGCAUAUACUGCAGCUUGCUACCGUAGCAUUUGGGUCGUCUCGCAAUCUUCCAACCACCACCAUGAUCACGAAUACGAGCAGGCUUGCGGUGCUCCCACACCGAAUCGAAGCGAUGGCAGGCUACGGAGUCCGCCGGUGCCGCCGACAGCUGCACAGGGGACGACACGCUGGCAGUGCUGCUGCCUUUCUCGACGCCGGCAGCCGGGUUGUCGGAAGCGCCCGGCGGUGGAGUUCUUCGCGUGGCGGUAUGCUCAGCGUCCAGGACAAGGUGGAGUCGGCCCUGUCCGAGGGCCGGCCGGUCUGCGCUCUGGAGAGCACCAUCGUGGCCCACGGCAUGCCAUAUCCGGAAAACCUCGAGCUGGCCCGGGAGGUGGAGGGCAUYCUGGAGGACCGCGGAGUGGUCCCGGCCACCAUCGCCGUCCGGAACGGCGUGUGCCGGAUCGGGAUUUCCGGGGAGGAGCUCGAGGACCUGGCGAGGGCGGGGGGAGAGGGACGGGCGCAGAAGUGCUCGACGCGGGACCUCCCUCUGGUCCUGGGGAUGGCGGCCGCCGCCGCGGACCCACCAACCGAGCCGCAGUGGGGUGCCACUACCGUGGCCUCGACCAUGAGACUGGCCCACCUGGCGGGGAUCGAAACCUUUGUCACGGGCGGCAUCGGGGGGGUUCACCGGGGGGGAGAAGACAGCAUGGACGUCUCCUCGGACCUGACCGAGCUGGGGCAGACCCCGGUGGUAGUGGUCAGCGCCGGAAUCAAGUCGAUACUGGACAUUGGCCGGACCCUCGAGGUUCUGGAGACCAACAGCGUCCCGGCGCUGGGCUGGCAAACGGACGAGUUCCCGGCCUUUUUUUCACCGGCAUCGGGGAUCCCCUGCCCGGCCCGUGCCGAUGCCCCUGAGGAGGUGGCGCACGCCUACUGGGCCGCGCGGCGGCUGGAGCUGCCCCAGGGCAUGCUGGUAGGGGUGCCCAACCACGAUCCCGCCGGGGAGAGCGUCGAGCGGGCGAUCAAGGGUGCCCUGGAGUCCGCGGAAACCCUAGGAGUCCGCGGCCGGGACGUGACGCCGUUCGUGCUCAAGACGGUCGCCGAUACGACCGGGGGAGACAGCCUGCGGAGCAACAUGGCGCUGGUCCGGCAGAACGCCAGGGUCGGCGCGGAGAUUGCCACCGCCAUUGCAAAGCUUCGGAAUGAGGCGCUCUAGGUGCCCUUGCGGAAUACGAAAACAAACAAACAAAUCGCUCAAAAAACA
Messenger RNA from Pseudo-nitzschia multistriata, 1305 nucleotides. NCBI's taxonomy places the organism in Eukaryota, Bacillariophyta, Bacillariophyceae, Bacillariales, Bacillariaceae. The record is from the annotation of a GenBank genome assembly.